GAAGAAGGCAGAUUUGAUGCCUGACGAGGCAGAGAGGAGGCAGCGCAAGGCCAGACGGGACUUUGAGAUUAUCGCAGAACAGGGUUCUGACAUUGAGGACUGGCGGACAACAUCACCUGCGUUAGCUAGAUCUGAAGGGCUGGCGGACAACAUCCAAAGGCUCCUGCAACAGCUUGAAGGAAACAGCGAUGCAAGUUGUAGCGAGAGCGGGAGCGGGAGCAGCAGUGGCCAGGCCGUGGAUCAAAAGCCCAAGGUUCCCCCCACUGAGGAUGAGAAGCCCAAGAUCGUUCCACCCGUCGAUCCAAAGCCUGAGCCUUCUUCCCCCUGAGGAAAAAUGCAUGCGGUGCAAGGCGAAACAUACCAUGUCGUAGGACAC
Phragmites australis (common reed) is the source of this 376-nucleotide messenger RNA. RefSeq lists its product as uncharacterized. The record is from RefSeq and is a predicted model, not a curated record. NCBI's taxonomy places the organism in Eukaryota, Viridiplantae, Streptophyta, Magnoliopsida, Poales, Poaceae. The transcript has 2 exons. Bases 17 to 328 code for a protein of 103 amino acids.